UUUCCCUGGUUAUUUGAGCACCAAUUUCCUGAGUUGUUACAGUUUUUGUGCAUUUUUUUUCUUUCUUUCAGAAUUACUUUUGUUUCUGCUACUGGACAUUUUCAUAUGCAUGAUUUAGCGUUGGAGUCAAACCCAUCUGACCAUCCUAGAGCAAGCACAAUUUUCUUGAGCAAAUCCCAAACAGAUGUGAGAGAGAAGAGAAAGAGCAACCACAUCAACCAUGUUUCCCCGGGGCAGCUUACAAAAAAGUAUAGUUCAUGUUCAACUAUAUUUAUAGAUGACAGCACAGUCAGCCAACCUAAUCUUAGGAGCACAAUAAAAUGUGUUACUUUAGCAAUAUAUUAUCACAUAAAGAACAG
Molecule: messenger RNA, 359 nt
Organism: Thamnophis sirtalis
Lineage: Eukaryota; Metazoa; Chordata; Lepidosauria; Squamata; Natricidae
Source: RefSeq, a predicted model, not a curated record